Molecule: messenger RNA, 1381 nt
Organism: Sitodiplosis mosellana (orange wheat blossom midge)
Lineage: Eukaryota; Metazoa; Arthropoda; Insecta; Diptera; Cecidomyiidae
Gene: Tasp1
Product: threonine aspartase 1
Exons: 5
Coding region: 57-1271 (404 amino acids)
Biological process (GO): protein maturation
Molecular function (GO): threonine-type endopeptidase activity
Source: RefSeq, a predicted model, not a curated record
UCUACUGCUGUCGAAAAUAACCAAACUUUUUUUUCUGCUAUGUGUGUUUGUCACAAAUGGGCAAAACGGCGACGGUUCAUGCUAUUUCUCUCAAUGAAUCCGUUCAAUUACAUACAAUCGGUAUGGUGUGUCGGAGAAAACGAGACUGGCGAGAAAAGGAAGGCCAUUCGCUUUCCUCAUGCGCAAAUUUAUACAAUUUGAAACACAUAAACGCCAAUAAAUGUAUUAUGGCUGGUUUUGUGGCUGUUCAUACGGGGGCGGGUAAUUGUGUAAAUGAAACAAAGUACAAGAAAAUUUGCAAGGAAUCAUGUCUACUUGGAACAUCGAUACUCAAGUCCGGUGGUACAGCGCUUGAGGCUUGCGAGGCGGCCAUCGUUGCACUGGAAAAUUGCGGUUACACCAACGCUGGUUAUGGGUCAAAUUUGACAUGGGACGGUAGAAUUGAAUGUGAAGCAUCGAUUAUGGAUGGUGCGACACGACAAUUUGGCGCAUGCACGAAUCUAUCAAGAGUGAAAAACCCAAUCAGAUUGGCACGUAUCCUCUGCGAACGGCAAUCGAAAUUACUAUCAAUGGAUCGCAUACCGCCAAUGAUUUUAUGUGGUGAUGGUGCCGUUAAGUAUGCGCAAGAAAUAAAUUUACCGUUGGUAAACGAGGAGGAUAUGAUUUCAAAUAAAGCACGCAAGACCUACGAUCACUAUCGCCAAAAUAUUGAGCAAUAUGAAAAUACGUUUAAUGUAAAAGUUACUCCCUUAGAUACGGUUGGUGCUGUGGUUGUUGAUUCGUUAGGUAACUGUGUGGCUGGCUGCAGCUCGGGUGGUCUUAUAUUGAAAUUAUCGGGCCGAAUUGGACAGGCUGCAUGCUAUGGAGCUGGAUGCUGGGCAUCAAAAGAGAAGAAUAAAUCGAUUGCUACUUGUACAACUGGCAACGGUGAAUAUUUGAUGAGGACAUUACUAGCCCGCGAAAUCGUGACUAAUUUAAAAAAUGACCAAUGCUCGAUUUUAUCGCUACAUAAAACGUUCAAAAAUGAUUUCCUCGAAUCUCCAUUUUUAAAACAUUUAGACGAAGUAUAUGGUGGUGCCUUGACACUGGUCUAUGACGCAGAGAAUGGCGAUGGUGAGCUCUUAUGGAGCCACACAACGCAGUCGUUUUGCAUCGGCCACAUGAGUACAAAACAGAAAUCACCACGUUUUGUAUUUUCAACGUUGCCUGAAAGCAAAAAGCAAGGAAAAUCUAUCAUGGUACAAGGUCAACAUUUCAAAGUGCCAAUAUGAUGUAUUUGUGUGAAUUGAAUUUAUUUAAUGAAACAUUCUUUGACGACUUAAGAUAAAUCUAUAUUCGUAUGUAAUUAAAGCUGCUAAUUAAAGCUAAUUAUACAACUAAA